CGAUCCAACGGUGCGUAGAGAAACCCUAGUCCCCUGGGGUUCUCGUCGAUCUCUUUAUAAAGAGCUCAGAGGUUCGUCGUCCUCCUUCUGAAGCCCUAGGUUCGAUCGGCCGACUCUUCUCCUUCCAUUGAUCUCUCGCACGAGUAAGCAGUUAGCUCUAGCACUCAUGCGUAAGGAGAAGGUUCACAUCAACAUUGUGGUCAUUGGCCAUGUCGACUCAGGCAAGUCGACCACCACUGGUCACCUCAUCUACAAGCUCGGAGGUAUCGACAAGCGUGUUAUUGAAAGAUUCGAGAAGGAAGCUGCUGAGAUGAACAAGAGGUCAUUCAAGUAUGCGUGGGUCCUUGACAAGCUCAAGGCUGAGCGGGAGCGUGGUAUCACCAUUGAUAUUGCUUUGUGGAAAUUCGAGACCACCAAGUACUACUGUACAGUCAUUGACGCGCCCGGGCAUCGGGACUUCAUCAAGAACAUGAUUACCGGAACCUCCCAGGCCGACUGUGCCGUCCUUAUCAUUGAUUCCACCACUGGUGGUUUUGAAGCUGGUAUCUCGAAGGAUGGUCAGACUCGUGAGCACGCCUUGCUUGCUUUCACUCUUGGAGUGAAGCAAAUGAUUUGCUGCUGCAACAAGAUGGAUGCCACCACUCCAAAGUACUCCAAGGCCAGGUACGACGAAAUUGUUAAGGAAGUUUCAUCCUACCUCAAGAAGGUUGGAUACAACCCCGAUAAGAUCCCCUUCGUCCCCAUCUCCGGCUUCGAAGGUGACAACAUGAUUGAGAGGUCAACCAACCUCGACUGGUACAAGGGCCCAACCCUUCUUGAGGCCCUCGACUUGAUUCAGGAGCCAAAGAGGCCCACCGACAAGCCUCUCCGCCUUCCCCUUCAGGACGUCUACAAGAUUGGUGGUAUCGGCACCGUCCCGGUGGGUCGUGUUGAAACCGGUGUCCUCAAGCCCGGUAUGGUGGUCACUUUUGGGCCCACUGGGCUGACCACUGAGGUCAAGUCUGUGGAGAUGCACCACGAGGCCCUUCAGGAGGCCUUACCUGGUGAUAACGUUGGCUUCAACGUUAAGAACGUCGCCGUCAAGGAUCUCAAGCGUGGUUUCGUCGCCUCCAACUCGAAGGAAGAUCCUGCAAAGGAGGCCGCUAGCUUCACUUCUCAGGUUAUCAUCAUGAACCACCCCGGACAGAUUGGCAAUGGCUAUGCUCCCGUACUCGACUGCCACACCUCCCACAUUGCCGUUAAGUUUGCUGAGAUCCUCACCAAGAUUGAUCGCCGCUCUGGCAAGGAGCUCGAGAAGGAGCCCAAGUUCUUGAAGAACGGUGAUGCGGGCUUUGUUAAGAUGAUUCCGACCAAGCCCAUGGUUGUUGAGACCUUCUCCGAGUACCCGCCCCUUGGCCGUUUUGCCGUCCGUGACAUGAGGCAGACCGUUGCUGUCGGAGUGAUCAAGAGUGUCGAGAAGAAGGAUCCCACUGGCGCCAAGGUCACCAAGGCUGCCGCGAAGAAGAAGUGAGCUACCGUAAAUGUCAUGGUGGGAGCAGUAGCCAGUAGUAUGUGAGGUGACAUCCUAGUAUCAGUUUUGGAGAGGAAAUUUCGCCUUCAAAAGUUGUCAGUUUCUUAAUUUUCAUGUCGAUUUCAUGCAGUUUUGAACCUCCUUCGAUUCGCUGAGAGAUGAUUGUGAUUUUGAGAACAGAUUUAAAUUUGGGACAUGUUUAUCGUUUAGCUAUUUCUUUAAAUUGGAAUUAGGCCAUUGUCGUCACUAGAGGGGUGAUUUAUUUUAAGUUUUGUGACCAAAAUGUUAUGCAGGCUGCUCAGUGGAUCAUCAAGUUUCUUCACUAGCUGCAUCUUCUGCGGAGCAAAUAGUUUUCAUCUGUUUGUUUGGCCUUCAAUAUAUUUCGACUGGAAAAUUUCUUCA
Molecule: messenger RNA, 1912 nt
Organism: Ananas comosus (pineapple)
Lineage: Eukaryota; Viridiplantae; Streptophyta; Magnoliopsida; Poales; Bromeliaceae
Product: elongation factor 1-alpha-like
Exons: 3
Coding region: 167-1510 (447 amino acids)
Biological process (GO): translational elongation; translation
Molecular function (GO): translation elongation factor activity; GTP binding; GTPase activity
Source: RefSeq, a predicted model, not a curated record